AUGUCAGAAACAACGACUAUUCCCAAGGGAAUACUUGGUCAACCAACUUGCCACACUCACCCGCACUUGAUAUCCGAAGGCCACUUGACGUGUGGCAUCACACAGCAAGAGUAUAAAGAUAGAAGAGAUACUUUAGUAGAAAAAUUAGUGGCGAGCAAAGAAAAUGAACAUAGAUCACAUAUUAUAGUAAUCCCAGCAGCUCGUAAACAGUACAUGUCAGAGAAGAUACCAUAUGUAUUUAGACAGAAUUCUGACUUCUUCUACCUCACGGGAUGUCUAGAACCUUCAGCCAUCCUAGUGAUGGUUAAACAAUCACAUGAAGAUAAUUAUAAGAGUAUUCUAUUUGUAAAUGAUAAGGAUAGUCAUGCUGAGUUGUGGGAAGGACCGCGCACUGGAUGUGCGUUGGCUGCACCACUAUUCACAGUUGAAGAAUCACGGCCAGUAGAGAAUUUUAAUAAUUUUAUACACAGGAUAGUAACAACAUCCAAACCUGCUAUACUAUGGUAUCAGAAUGAGUGUCCACCGAACCCUGACAUCCACGAAUAUGUCCGUUCCUCACUCCGUCAGGGUCAUGUAACACUGGACGAACCCCAAAAAGUUCUUCAUCAGAUGAGAGUUAUUAAAUCACCCGCUGAAAUUGAGUUGAUGAGAGACACUUGUCAUAUUGGAUCACAGUCCAUAAACUUGGCUAUGGCUUGCACGAAACCUGGUAUAUCAGAACAUAAUGUGGGUGCUAUAUUGGAGUACUCCUGGCGUACGGGGGGCGCAGACCACGGGGCCUUCCCUCCGGUACUGGCCGGGGGAGCUCGGGCCACUCACAUACACUAUGUGGCUAACAACCAAAUAUUGAGACAUGGAGAGAUGAUACUUGUAGAUGCUGGAACUCAAAGAUGGUUGUACAAUUCAGAUAUAUCCCGCACUUGGCCGGUGUCGGGGAAGUUCUCUAACCACCAGAGAAUACUCUAUGAACUGAUACUAUCAGUGCAGAAACGUCUGAUCGAGUUAUUGGGUCAGCACCGGCCGUCCCUGGACAUGUUGUUCGAGCACAUGUGUCGCCUGCUGGGGAGCCAGCUGCAACAGGAGGGGAUCCUGCCCAAGAAUAUUGAUAAUAAUGAACUUAUUGGACGAGCGUACCGCCUGUGUCCGCACCACGUGUCUCACUACCUCGGUCUGGACGUGCACGACGCGCCGCUGGUGAGGCGCCGCGUGCCCGUCAUUAGCGGGAUGGUGGUCACCGUUGAGCCAGGUAUCUACAUAGCUCCAGAUGACAGAUCAGUUCCGGAGGAGUUCCGUGGAGUAGGGAUCCGUAUAGAGGAUGAUGUGUUGUUGACUGACGGAGACCCUGAAGUCUUAACGAAGAGCUGUGUCAAGGAAGUUGACGAUAUCGAGGCUGUGGUCGGCAAGCAGGGCUCGUGA
Danaus chrysippus (African queen) is the source of this 1416-nucleotide messenger RNA. Lineage: Eukaryota; Metazoa; Arthropoda; Insecta; Lepidoptera; Nymphalidae. The record is from the annotation of a GenBank genome assembly.